AUGCCCCUCCUCCGCUCCUCGACCCGCCCAGCCCCUGUACAAUGCUUCUUUUGCCUCUCCACAACCAUCCUGCCCCCACAUACCGACCCAGCUCCUGGCACCGGCAGUGGGAAGGGCAUAGCGCCGGCUGGGACAAAGUGGAAUUGGCAGUGCGAACGGUGCAAUUGCUGGAAUAUCCGUGAUGCUUCUGGUGAAAUGGUUUCAGAUAUUCCGGCGAUGCACAACUCGAAUUACAACACGGGGUCCUUCUCACUAAGAGGCAGGUGCCCCCAACCAUCCUCCAAUCAUCUUCCGACGUUACCAUCCACGGCCUCAUCAACACCAUUCUGUCGCAACUGCCUGGCGAACCAAACUUUGAUCAUGAAUCUCUUGGCCAACUAUCUCCCAGAUGAUGAUGAUCCAACCUACCCCCAAUUAUCGUCAAACCUCCCAGCAUACGUGCAAUCUCUCCACUCGCGCUAUCCACCGGUCUGCCCUAAUUGUCAACCGGGCGUAGACGACAUCUUGCAGAAGGCGGACCAGAAGGCACAGAUGGAAGCUUGGGGGUCAGCUUUAAACAGAGGCAAAAGAAAAGCCAUUGAAGAAGUCAAUCCAGGCGGAGGUGUCGGACAUGGUACUUGGGAUGUUGGGAAAGGUGAUGUGUUCAUCUGGGCGCUGAGAGGAGUUCUUUGGACUUGGGGGAUAGGACAAAGCUUGUUCACGUCGUCACACGAGUUCUCUCGCGAAUGCCUUGAGCGAUCCGUACCCUUCGCCCCUCGGCUGUCAUUCGCCACUUUCAUGAUGUCUUUUCAUCUCUUGUCGAUAUUCUGGAUGGCAUGGGAUCCCUCGUGGUUUCGCCGUAUGCGUAGGAGGGACAGGACAAAGGUCAUCGGGCGAGAUACCUGGGUGAGAGACAUGUUGGUGAUCAUGUUGUUGCGAAUAGCAACAUGUGUGGCUCUUCGUUUGUCCACUGCGUUUGCGCCUGUAGCAUUUGCUCGAGUCACUUUUGUGUCGGAGAUUGCUCUAUUCAUCCAUGCGUUGCUCAGUAUUCGCAUAACUGAACCAAUACCUAUCAAAUUGGUCAGACCUGUCUCACUGAACCCGUCAACACAUGCGCAAGUAGCCACCGUUGCGCCAAAUGCGACGGGUCUCUCGACUUUAUCUCUCUCCUCCAAUCCCCCCGCUUCCCACAAUCCUAUAUUUGGCCAGACCUCACUCCUCUCUACCCUCCCUUCGCCGACCAGAGAUGCCGGCUCCGAACCUAUGGAUUGGGAGCCUUCACCGAGUGUUUCCCGUGGUAGUUACAUUCGACCCUCUGGGUGGGACGGGGUAGAAGACGAGGACGAGGGGGGCACAACGCCUCCCAGGAAGAGCGACUGGGACAGUUUUGCGACCAAUCGACAGCGCAUGUUUCCCAGUAACGAUGAGACUGGCUUGGAACACCUCCUUUCUGGUUGGGGUAUUGGCGGACAGGGUGCCUCUGAUGAGGGCUCUGCGCCAAAAGUGCAGAAUGUGAGGCAGGAAGAUGUGAUCAAGAAGCAGGGAUGGACUCUGCCCAAACUUGUUCAGGUCCUCACCUUCUUCUUCUUCACCCUCCGCCUCGGCUUUAUGCUGUUUAUGCCCCUCCUCUUGACUCCCCCUUCGGAGCAGAUUGUCUCGCAUCUUGGACGGUUCAGCAUCCUCCUUCUUUCGCUCGAGCUCGCGCUCACGGGGAUGAGGAUGCACUUUCUCCUUGCUCCAGGCGCUCGCCAAGCAUCGCUCCUCAGUGUCGGACUGGCAAUAUUUGAUGCCGUCUUACGAGUCAUGGCGCUGAGUGGACAUGGGUUCCUAGAUGACAUGCUAGCUAGAACGAACCCUGUGCAGACUUUAGGAGGCGAGGUGGGUGUGAGGGGUAGGAGUCUGGAGUGGGCAUUCUGGGGGUUUCUGGAUCUGGUUGGAUUGUCGGUAUGA
Messenger RNA from Cryptococcus wingfieldii CBS 7118, 1929 nucleotides. RefSeq lists its product as hypothetical. The record is from RefSeq and is a predicted model, not a curated record. The transcript has 7 exons. Gene Ontology annotation, cellular component: mitotic spindle pole body; chromosome, centromeric core domain; microtubule organizing center attachment site. Bases 1 to 1929 code for a protein of 642 amino acids. Lineage: Eukaryota; Fungi; Basidiomycota; Tremellomycetes; Tremellales; Cryptococcaceae. Gene Ontology annotation, biological process: nuclear inner membrane organization.